GCCAAACAAAAUCCCUAAAAUAAAAAGGGAUAGGUCUAUUAGCGGUUACUGGUUCUCAACUUUUCCCGUUUUCGCUUCAAAUAAUAGGAAAAGGUAUUCGCAUUUACGUAGGAUUCGAUUCGGCACGUAGAGAAUUAUCGUAUAUAAAAAUAUUUAAAAAGAAAGAAUAAAGCAGAGUGGUGAGAAAAAGAAAAGGUCUAGGGGAAAUCGAGGAAAAGGAAGGCAGUUACUGUGUAUAAUAAACAGUAGGAAGAAGAAGCAGAAGGAAUGAGUGCGACUCUGUCUCUAACUCCGAAUCCUUUCGGUUACACUUACACCACCAUCUCUUCCUCUUAUCUCUCUCCACAUUAUCAUCAUUCCUUCGUCAAGCAUAAACCAAACCCUAAUUUCAAUCCCUUAUUUGUUUCUCUCUCUAAUCAUGGGAACUGGAACAAGCCCACUCCCAAACCAUCCCUCUCUAGACGGACGUGGCUUUAUGGACAUAUGGAUAGAGAUCAAGAUAGAUACAGUCCCGAUUACGAAUUGGAAAAUGGUUUAGGCUUCUUUGGCUCAGAUGAAGAAGUUUUGACGCAAAUUCCAACUCAGGCCCAAUCUAUCGUCGAAGGAUCAGGGACGGUCAGGGUAUUGGAGUACCAGCCAUAUCCUGAUGUUGAUUAUCUACAGGAGUUAUUAGCCAUUCAACAGCAAGGACCUAGAGCUAUUGGCUUUUUUGGAACACGGAACAUGGGAUUCAUGCACCAGGAACUAAUUGAGAUUCUUAGCUAUGCUAUGGUUAUAACUAAAAACCACAUAUAUACAUCUGGAGCAUCUGGGACAAAUGCAGCUGUUAUCCGAGGUGCUUUAAGAGCAGAGAAACCGGAAUUGCUUACAGUUAUAUUACCGCAAAGUUUGAGCAAACAGCCUCCUGAGAGUCAGGAGCUGUUAUCCAAGGUGAAAAAUGUGAUAGAGAAGCCCCAUAAUGAUCAUCUACCACUAUUAGAAGCCAGCAGGCUAUGUAAUAUGGAUAUCAUUUCACACGUCCAACAAGUAAUUUGCUUUGCUUUCCAUGAUAGUAGGUUGCUGAUGGAAACUUGUCAAGAAGCAAAAAAUUUACGGAAGAUUGUGACUCUUUUCUACCUUGACUGAGAUAAUUUUUACGCAUGUCUAUACAUUAUUUCUCCGCAUAAGUGGGGGUUGGGAGAGUAGUGUCUAUUUUUGGUUUGUAAUUAUAGUAUUAAUUUAAAUGUCAUAUUGCUCUAAUUUGCCUCUUUGAAGUUUAGCUAGAAAGGUAAUUUAAUCAUACUCUUGGAGAAUA
Messenger RNA from Cicer arietinum (chickpea), 1294 nucleotides. RefSeq lists its product as uncharacterized. The record is from RefSeq and is a predicted model, not a curated record. Lineage: Eukaryota; Viridiplantae; Streptophyta; Magnoliopsida; Fabales; Fabaceae.